Molecule: messenger RNA, 353 nt
Organism: Antrostomus carolinensis (chuck-will's-widow)
Lineage: Eukaryota; Metazoa; Chordata; Aves; Caprimulgiformes; Caprimulgidae
Gene: TAFA4
Product: TAFA chemokine like family member 4
Exons: 3
Molecular function (GO): receptor ligand activity
Source: RefSeq, a predicted model, not a curated record
GCCAGCACCAAGUCAAGCAAGGGACAUGUGAAGUUGUGGCAGUGCAUCGUUGCUGCAAUAAGAACCGGAUUGAGGAACGAUCGCAAACAGUCAAGUGCUCCUGCUUCCCAGGGCAGGUGGCUGGUACAACAAGGGCUCAGCCCUCGUGUGUGGAAGCUUCCAUUGUCCUACAGAAGUGGUGGUGUCAUAUGAACCCCUGUUUGGAUGGAGAGGACUGUAAAGUACUACCAGACUAUUCAGGUAACACGGUAGCAAAGAAUAAACCUGUGGGUCACCACCAAAACCAUGGCAUGGGCAACUGUUGCUUGGCUGUUUCACAGAGACCCUUUUUUGUGAUGAUGCUAUUGACUUAA